This is a messenger RNA of Impatiens glandulifera, 1491 nucleotides long. RefSeq names its product nuclear pore complex protein NUP35-like. Gene Ontology annotation, biological process: NLS-bearing protein import into nucleus; nuclear pore organization; regulation of DNA-templated transcription. Gene Ontology annotation, molecular function: phospholipid binding; single-stranded DNA binding; structural constituent of nuclear pore. The record is from RefSeq and is a predicted model, not a curated record. The transcript is spliced from 5 exons. NCBI's taxonomy places the organism in Eukaryota, Viridiplantae, Streptophyta, Magnoliopsida, Ericales, Balsaminaceae. Gene Ontology annotation, cellular component: nuclear pore nuclear basket; nuclear pore central transport channel; nuclear membrane. Bases 219 to 1301 code for a protein of 360 amino acids.
CCAUUGAAAGAGAGAGGAACUCGGCUCCUCACUGCCCAAACCUAAACCCUAAACAGAUUCCUCCGACCACCAUCCAACGCCGGUGCCGUUCCGUUCACCUCUUUCAGUCGGAAGCCGCUGUCCGUUUGCUCCAUCAGCCUACUUCCUAUCUCUUCUCUUCCGGCUGAAGACCGAUCUGAUUGAAAUGUAUACAUCUACUGUUCCCUUGGUGACUCAAAAUGUUGACAACGUUGCAUUCAUAUCUUGAAACAAUCGGGGAGAAAAUGAGCUCCACCAUUCAGAGAACCCCUAAAUCAGGAGGAAGACAAUCAUUAUUCUUCCAUGAUUUAUCUUCGCCAGCUACUGCUCGAAGAGGAGGAAGCGGAAAAUUCUCAACUCCAGGUCAGGCGGCAGCAGUUUCCGCCUUAUGGCGUGAAAAUUUCGCUAGUUCAGAUCUCCCCCCUCCGCCAGUCUUCACCCUGGAAGACCGUGCCGACUUGUCUCCUGAAUUCGGACUUCCUGACUUUCCAACUUCUCCGGAAAUCAAAUCAGACCCAAGAAGCCCAGGAGGAAGGGAUUUCUCCACCCCAAGAACAAGCAGAUUAGAUGCUGGCUCUUCAUAUUCUUUCAAGAGCUCCCCGCCUACCCACCACCAGCCUCCGCCACCGCCGCCGCAACAGAGUCCAUUGGCAAGUUUGAGUUGGUGGUCACCAGGGCAGGGUGCAGGGAGUGUUGAUCAAGAAGAUAAGGGGAAGGGCUCUCCUGUUGAUGGUGUUGUUCAGUCUGGUGCCUUAAUCACACUCCCCCCUUUGAGAGAAGUGGCUAGGCCUGAAAUGCAACGAAAUUCACUACCCAUUGGUGGGAAUAAUGAAGAAGAAUGGGUCACUGUUUAUGGGUUCUUACCAGGAGAUACAAAUUUAGUACUGAGGGAGUUUGAAAAAUGCGGUGUGAUCCUAAAACACGUGCUUGGUCCACGGUCUUCUAACUGGAUGAAUAUUCUUUAUCAGAGUCGUGCAGAUGCUCAGAAAGCGCUAAGUAGGAAUGGGUUGCAGAUUAACAGUGUUUUAAUAGUGGGAGUGAAGGCAGUUGACCCUAGCCAACGUAAAUUUCUAAAUGAGAGGAUGAACAAUAAUAAUCAAGGUUUCAUGCCUUUGCCUCCUCCUCCAUCAUUUGGAAACGGAAGCGCAAUUAAGUCAUCUUCUCGGGUGAAUUAUGUUCAAAAUGGAAGUGUUAGUAAUUCUGGUCAAUCAGGAAGCAACAUCAUUGCCACACCAGCUAAGUCGGUUGUGUCUAAAGUUAUGGACUUGAUGUUUGGGAUCUAGCCUCAUUCAUAGCUUUUCAAAAGGAGAACUGAAUUUGUAUGAAUUUGAGAAAACAUCAUUACAUCACUAGUUUUUCAAAUUGUUGUAAGGGGUUUUGAUGCUGCUUGUUUUGUAAAAGAAAUAGGGAAGAGUAACUAAAUUCAUAUCAUUUCAUCUAUAAUUUUUUUUUAAUGAUUUUAUUAGUUUUUAA